Molecule: messenger RNA, 1470 nt
Organism: Iphiclides podalirius (scarce swallowtail)
Lineage: Eukaryota; Metazoa; Arthropoda; Insecta; Lepidoptera; Papilionidae
Source: the annotation of a GenBank genome assembly
AUGUACUAUGUUGAUAAUGUGCCAAACACAGAAAUUUUGUGCCCACAUGAUAAUCCUCAAGGUCUCCAUCUGAUAGAAGAUUUCUUAAGUGCAGAUGAGGAAAAAGCUUUCAUAGAACUAUUUGAUUGGGAGGACACAGAUUCAAAUCUAAAAAAUCGCCAAGUUAAACAUUUUGGCUAUGAAUUUCGAUAUGGCAGCAAUGAUGUAGAUCUGGACGCUCCGCUUCCUCAAAAAAUACCAAAGGAUUGCGAUAUACUCUGGACUAGAUUAAAGCAAAUUGGAAUUGAUAUAGGGCCUCCUGAUCAGUUGACUGUAAAUAAAUACAUUCCAGGGCAAGGUAUUCCAUCUCACGUGGACAGGCACAGUCCGUUUGAGCCAACAAUAUUGUCGCUUUCCCUGGCUUCCUCAGUGGUGAUGGAUUGGAAACAUCACAGCGGAAUAAAUCUACCAAUACUUGUACCAGCCAGGUCGAUGCUAGUCAUGCAGGGAGAAGCGAGGUACGAUUGGCAGCACGGCAUCCAGCCUAGAACCUGGGACCCGGUGAUCGAGAGGCGCACCGUGCAGGGCCGCGCCGUGAAGGUCAUCACGGGUGACUCCGUAAACCGAGGCGUCAGGAUAUCCCUGACGUUCCGCUGGACUCGGCGCGGAGAGUGCCCUUGUCUGUACAAGGCCCUGUGCGAUACAGCGCCGGAGACUGGGGAGGACCUGGACGACUUGGUCGCCGCUAAUCUCGAGGAACUGCACGUUCACCAGGUGUACGAACAGAUCUCCAGACACUUCAGCAGCACCCGCCACUCCGCCUGGCCCAAGGUGGUGGAGUUCCUCCGCGAGGUGCCACCCGGCUCCGUGCUCCUGGACCUGGGCGCUGGCAACGGCAAGAACAUCCUCAAUCGGAGCGACAUCCUCCAGAUAGCCGGCGAGCGAAGCAUCGGCCUAUUGGAGGAGUGUAAACGCAACGUUGGCUCAGUGGCGGGGGCCGACUGCGUGCGGCUUGACAUGCUGAGGGCCGGGGUUCGGGACGGCUGCGCCGACGUCGUCAUCUGCAUAGCGGUCGUUCACCACUUCAGCAGCCAGUCGCGGAGGGCCCAAGCGGUCGCAACAAUCGCGCGAUCGCUUCGCCCCGGCGGUCGCGCCCUCAUUACCGUGUGGGCGAAAGACCAGAUGAAAUCCAAUUACUUGUGCAAGAAGAAAGAGAAGGAGGUCCACACGAACAGCGUAGUCGAAGUAGCCGGCCUCAACCUACCGGUCCACGAGAACAGAACCCAGUUUCAACAUAAGGACCUGCUUGUACCGUGGAAACUUAGAGGCGUCAAGGAAAAUAAACUGGACGAUAAGCCGAAUAGCACGCUUCUAAGGUUCUACCACGUCUUCGAGGAGGGCGAGCUCGAUGAACUAUGCAUUUUAUCCGACCUGAUUGUCGAGAAAAGCUUUUAUGAGGAAGGUAACUGGUGUGUUGUCUGUAAAAAGAUA